This is a messenger RNA of Drosophila suzukii, 514 nucleotides long. RefSeq names its product dynein light chain roadblock (gene robl). Gene Ontology annotation, cellular component: cytoplasmic dynein complex; centrosome; cytoplasm. Gene Ontology annotation, biological process: microtubule-based movement. Gene Ontology annotation, molecular function: dynein intermediate chain binding. NCBI's taxonomy places the organism in Eukaryota, Metazoa, Arthropoda, Insecta, Diptera, Drosophilidae. The record is from RefSeq and is a predicted model, not a curated record.
UGCCACCACUGGCAGUCCGUCUCUAAUAUUGAACAAACAAAAUUAACUUAAUUUUUCAUAAAACUGAAAAUUACGGUGUUUUUUGCCGUGAUUUAAUCAAAAUUAUAAGAGAAAAUGUCGCAAGAGGUUGAGGAAACACUUAAGAGGAUCCAGAGCCACAAAGGUGUUGUGGGAACCAUUGUGGUCAACAAUGAAGGCAUUCCGGUCAAGUCCACGCUCGACAACACGACGACCGUUCAGUACGCUGGCCUAAUGAGUCAGCUGGCGGACAAAGCUCGAAGUGUGGUGAGGGACCUGGAUCCUUCGAACGACAUGACAUUCCUGCGGGUGCGAUCGAAGAAGCACGAGAUCAUGGUGGCGCCGGACAAGGACUUCAUCCUGAUCGUCAUCCAGAACCCAACCGACUAAGUACUUGGUGCGGCGCAUUGCUGAAGUUGUCUACUGCACAUUUAUACACAUAUUUAAAUUGGCUGCGAGCGAAAAGAGAGUUAAAUUAUAAUGUAAUGAAAUUGUA